GCCUUCCUCGAAACGAAGCCUCUCCAUUAGAAAAGAAAGAAAAAAAAACCCUAAUCUGAAACUUUUUUCUCCUCUCCUCUCAAUCCAUUUUCUUUUUCUUUUCAUCGAAACUCCCUUAUCAAACCCUAAUAAUGUCGGUCAUCAUCUGAAGCUCCUCUCAUCUCCUUGAUCUUUUGCCCCUUCAUCGCUUUCCUUAUCUCUCCUCUUACGUAUCUCUGCAUUCUCCAUAGAAAUUUCCAUCAAGUUUCUCGUGUUCUUGCACAUAAAUACCAGGUUUCUCUCUGCGUUUUGAUUCGCAAGCUGAUUUACGGUCUUCUUCAGAUUUACUUUCUUUGGAAGAGGCUUGUUUAAUCUGCAUUUGAAUGGCUUCUCUUGAUAUGUCUCUUGAUGACAUGAUAAAGAACCGGCGGAGUAGCGAGAGAGGUAGAGGACGAGGAAGGGGCCAACGUGGUCGAGGGCCAAUAGGGUCAUUCAGUGGUGGAAGAAUGACAGGGCCACCUCGCAGAGGUCCACUAAGGGUGAAUACUCGGCCAUCAUCUUACGUCAUUGCCAAGUCUUUCCGCAGAACGAAGAAUUUUCCAUGGCAACGUGAUUUGUUUGAAGACAGCCUUAGAGCUGCAGGGUUAAAUGGAGUUGAAAAUGGUACAAAGUUAUACAUUUCGAACUUGGACAUUGGAGUGACCAAUGAAGAUAUAAAGGAACUUUUCUCUGAGAUUGGACAACUGAAACGAUAUACAGUUCAUUAUGACAAAAAUGGUCGCCCAAGUGGUUCAGCUGAAGUAGUAUUUGUCCGACGAAGUGAUGCGUUUCAAGCUCUUAAGCGGUAUAACAAUGUUCAAUUGGAUGGAAAGCCUAUGAGGAUUGAAAUAAUAGGCACCAACUCAGAGGUUGCUGUUUCAGCUCGUGUCAAUGUAGUUGGAGGUGUAAAUGGGAGGCGGACUGUUGUUAUGCCCGCAGGUCGUGGCAGAGGCUCUGCUGCAGUUAAUCGUCAAUCUGGUCAGAGGAGCCGAGGUGGUUUGUGGAAUGGCCGUGGACGUGCUCGUGGGCGAGGCCGUGGUGGUCGAGGGAUGAAGAAAGGCAUGGAUAAAUCAGUUGAUGAUCUUGACAAGGAACUGGAUAAUUACCAUGCUGAAUCUAUGCAAACAUGAAGAACUGUCCCAGCUCUGCAGAGACACUCCUAAAUGGUGGCUAUAAGUUGUAAUGUUAGCUGUACAAAAAUUUAAGAUGGUGACAACUUAAGUUGUUUCAUUUGCUUCUUUUGAUUUUUCUUUUUUUUUUGGUUGGAUCGAUGCUGUGUUUCCAUAUUAUGGUUAAUGAAGCCGUUAGAUAACUUGGAUUGCAUUGCAUUUUUAAGUGCUGGGUUGGCCCAUAUAUUUUUGGAA
This is a messenger RNA of Camellia sinensis, 1382 nucleotides long. RefSeq names its product THO complex subunit 4D. Gene Ontology annotation, molecular function: mRNA binding. The record is from RefSeq and is a predicted model, not a curated record. NCBI's taxonomy places the organism in Eukaryota, Viridiplantae, Streptophyta, Magnoliopsida, Ericales, Theaceae. Gene Ontology annotation, cellular component: nucleus. Gene Ontology annotation, biological process: mRNA export from nucleus.